Messenger RNA from Brachypodium distachyon (stiff brome), 1776 nucleotides. RefSeq lists its product as uncharacterized. Gene Ontology annotation, molecular function: 8-oxo-7,8-dihydroguanine DNA N-glycosylase activity. Gene Ontology annotation, biological process: DNA repair; base-excision repair, AP site formation. Gene Ontology annotation, cellular component: nucleus. The coding region runs from base 174 to 1514 and encodes 446 amino acids. Lineage: Eukaryota; Viridiplantae; Streptophyta; Magnoliopsida; Poales; Poaceae. The transcript has 5 exons. The record is from RefSeq and is a predicted model, not a curated record.
AGUUUCUAAAACUAGCGGCGUAUUUUAGACAUCUCUCGACCCAACACAUUCUUCAACGGCUAGUACCUUCAGAAACCCAAGCUGCUCUCAGUACCCGAUCAGUCUCCUCCUACCAGCUUCAGAAAAGCGGCGGGCGGCGGGCGACCGAAAAUCCCCAAGCGAGAAACCCGGCCAUGGCGACCGCCACAGCCACGCAGCACCGCGUGGACCUGGACCUGGAGCUCCCGCUCGGCGGGGCGGCGCCGUUCGACCUGGAGGCGGCCGUGUGCAGCCACGGGCUGUUCAUGAUGGCGCCCAACCGCUGGGACCCUGCCACCCGCGCGCUCCUCCGCCCGCUCCGCCUCCCGUCCUCCUCCUCCGCCGUGCCGCUGCUCGUCCGCGUCUCCGCUCACCCCGCGCGCCCCUCCGACGCGCUCCUCGUCUCCGUCCUCGGCGGCCCCGCCGCCGCCCUCUCCCCGCUCGACCGGGACUGCAUCCUCGGGCAAGUGCGGCGGAUGCUGCGGCUGUCGGAGGAGGACGGCAGGGCGGUGGCGGAGUUCCAGGCGAUGCACGCCGCCGCGAGGGAGGCCGCGUUCGGGCGCAUCUUCCGCUCGCCCACGCUGUUCGAGGACAUGGUCAAGUGCAUCCUCCUCUGCAAUUGCCAAUGGACAAGAACAUUGUCGAUGGCUACUGCACUGUGCGAGCUUCAACGGGACCUGAGACGUUCAUCUGGCACUGAAGAUUUGCAAUUAAGGACGCCUCCAAUCAGGGAGCGCAAAAGGAAGCGCAGCAAGAAUCAGAAAGUUCGUGUCAAGCUAGAAACGAAAUUUACUGAGUUCGGGUGCUUGGAGGAUUCAAAAGUAGCAACCAGUACUACCAAUGAUGAAAAACUGACUGGCUUACCUUUGGUUGCAAGUGAAACAGGCAGUGCAUGUGACUCCUUUGAUCCUUCAGAGCUUAGCUUGAGCGAUGAUCCUUACUCAGAAGAUUGCAUUGGAGAUUUCCCUACGCCAGAAGAAUUGGCCAAUCUUGAUGAAGACUUUUUAGCCAAGCGUUGUAACCUUGGAUAUCGUGCAAAGCGGAUCAUAUUGCUUGCACGUAGCAUUGUAGAAGGACAGUUAUGCCUAGAAAAGCUUGAAGAAAUGCGCAAAAUGUCUUUACCAGCCACGAAAGAGCUGCCUACAAUUCCAUCGACAUACGAAAAACUGAAUGUCCAGUUAUCUGCUAUCUCCGGAUUUGGCCCUUUCACUCGUGCCAAUGUUCUCAUGUGUAUGGGAUAUUUCCACACGAUCCCAGCUGAUACUGAGACAAUUAGGCAUCUAAAACAGUUUCAUAAAAGAGCAAGCAACAUUCAGUCUGUUGGUAAGGAGUUACAUAACAUCUAUGGCAAGUAUGCUCCAUUUCAGUUCUUGGCAUACUGGUUCGAGCUAUGGGGCUUCUAUGACAAAAAAUUUGGGAAGAUCAGUGACAUGGAACCAUCCAAAUACGGGCUAUUUACCGCAAGCCAUUUGAAGAAACCUGUGCCAGUUAGUUAGGAAAUCAGGCAUGAGCCUUUCUUUUCUUUUGCAAACUGGGUCAUACCACAAUCAUCUUACCACAGUAGGGUGUUUUUCGUGAUUGUUGUAAUUGCUGGCUGUUCUGUUGUGGACCUGUGGUGUGUUGGCACGGACUGCUUGUGGUAAACAGAAAGCUCAGAAGUCUAUUUCUCCUGGAUGAACCUUUCUGUGAGAAAGAUUUCCAUCUCAAAUUUAAAGAGAACAAAGUCCUGCAAGUUUCUGAAUUUGUAGCAUUUUGAGA